Eurytemora carolleeae is the source of this 2092-nucleotide messenger RNA. RefSeq names its product mucin-22. The record is from RefSeq and is a predicted model, not a curated record. NCBI's taxonomy places the organism in Eukaryota, Metazoa, Arthropoda, Copepoda, Calanoida, Temoridae. Bases 254 to 1996 code for a protein of 580 amino acids. The transcript is spliced from 5 exons.
UGUACUGUACUGUACUGUACUGUACUGUACUGUGCUGUACUGUACCGUACAGGAAACUCAAUAUAUAUCAUUACCCAACCUAGAUUCUACAUUUCAAACAGGAGUCAGGAGUCAAGUAAAAAGAGGAAUAGGAGGUCAAGGAUUCGUUAGCUCAAUUGUGGAUUUAAUUGAAGUAUAUUCUCAUAUAUUCCAACUAUGGAUUUAUGCUCGAACUAUCCUAGAUCUGUACAACGAUAAUCAGAAGGCAGUUAAGAUGCCAGUGAAGAAAAUGACUGAUAUGGAUGAAAAUAAAACAAACACUAAGAAAUCUGAUUUUACCAUUGAUAAACCAUCCUUAGAAUCUGAUUUUACCAUUGAUAAACCAUCCUUAGAAUCUGAUUUUACCAUUGAUAAACCAUCCUUAGAAUCUGAUCAUCUUAUAUUUACAGUACUCGCUGACAUUGUCAAUGAAGACAACCUAACAAUCAAAAAUACAUCUUUGAGUCACAAAAAUAACGAAUUGACACCUGAUAGAAUUCAACUGAGUGAACCACUUGUAAAUCUAACAUCUCUAGAGUACGAGGAAGAAUUACUUCAAGAACCAGCUAAACAAGUUGAUCAAACAACAGAAGAAGGGGAGAAUGAUCUGAAGGCACACCUUAGACCAAAUGAAGAUAUAAACCAAAGAGAACAGACAACCCCUCCAAACACAACAAAAAAUUCAGUAACAUCUUUUAUCUUAUCCACUUUUCAAGAUGUGGCUGCAACUUCAACUACUAUUAAAGAUGAGGCAGCAACUUCAACUACUAUUAAAGAUAAGGCAGAAAAUUCAACUACUAUUGAAAAUUUGACAUCAACUGCAACUACUAUUAAAGAUGUGGCAGCAACUGCAACUACAAUUGAAAGUGUGGCAUCAACUGCAACUACAAUUGAAAGUGUGGUAUCAACUGCAACUACUAUUGAAGAUGAAGAAGCAACUGUAACUACAACUGAAGAUGAGGCAGCAACUGAAACUACUGUUGGAAAUGUAGCAGCAACUGCAACUACUCUUAAUGAUGUGACAGCAAGUGCAAUAGUUGCAACUACAACUACUAUUAAAGAUGUGGCAGCAACUACAACUGCUUUUGAAGAUGUGGUAGCAACCAGAACUAUUCUUAAAAAUGUGGCAUCUGACAAAAUUCAAGAAUCUUCUACUCCUUUUAUUUUCGAAAAUAUUGAAUCUUUUGAUAACCCUGAUGCAUCUGCUACAAUUUCUGAAAGUCCCACAUCUAAUGUUAAAAAUGUCGCUAAUACUUUUAAAGCUGUAACAUUUAAAUCCAAAAUUGCUGGAUUUACAACAGAGGCUUCAACUCAAAUAGGGCAAUUUACAACUGAAGCAGCUUCAAUAAAAACUAAAACAGUAACAUCAAUUCAAGAAAAAGUACCAUCUACAAUUGAAAUUGAACCAUCUACAAUUGAAAUUGAACCAUCUACAAUUGAAAUAGAAGCAUCUACAAUUGAAAUAGAAGCAUCUACAAUUGAAAUAGAAGCAUCUACAACUAAAAACAUACUAUCCAACCCUGAGAAAGCAACAAUAUCAAGUAAAAAUACAGCAUUGGAAGCAAAAAGACAAAUCACUUCAAAAACUCCAAUGAAUGUUGAGAUAUUUACUACUGAGCGUGAGACCAUUGCUGUCAAUGAUGAAGCUCCUACUACUAAGAUUGAGACAUUUACAAAUGUAUUUGAAGUAACUACUGAUAAAUCCGAAAGAAUCAAGUCUUUUGGUGGAAACUUAGAUUCUAAUUCCAAAAAUAAAAUACCUACCAAUAGAAAAGGAUUAUUUGAUACUAACACUGAGAUUUCUGCUAAUGAAAAGGCUAGACCUGUUACUGCAACCACUGUGUCUUCUUCAAAUAAAGAAGAACUUAAAGACAAGAAAACAGUGCAUCAUCCAUUCAAAAUGAGAAACGUACGACAGAAGAUAGAGUAUCUAUUAAGGAAAAUGGAUAUUCUUCAAGAAAACUUGUUGAAUCAUUAACUGGAAAUAAAUCAACCUUGCUUUCAGCUGGGACUUCAGUACCUGUCAAAAAUCUUGAAAGUUCCUUUUGGCCUUUUCCUAAAAUGUUUCUGAAAU